Serinus canaria (Common canary) is the source of this 3339-nucleotide messenger RNA. RefSeq names its product histone deacetylase 8 (gene HDAC8). The transcript has 11 exons. The record is from RefSeq and is a predicted model, not a curated record. The coding region runs from base 243 to 1538 and encodes 431 amino acids. Gene Ontology annotation, molecular function: histone deacetylase activity. NCBI's taxonomy places the organism in Eukaryota, Metazoa, Chordata, Aves, Passeriformes, Fringillidae.
GCACAGCGGUGAGGCCCGGGCGCGGACGCAGCUGGCGCCCGGCACGGCGGUAGGAAAGGAGAAAGCGGGGGAAACACCUGGCGAGAGGAGUGAGGGGUUAGAGUGGGGAUGGCUCGUCUGUGCCUUUACAUCGCCCUUGGCACCGCCGCCUCGAUCACUGAAGUGACAAUUCCCUUUCCCGGGAAGCCGUGCGCGGCUGUGCUUCUGCCCGGGACACCGGAAGGCCCUUUCACACGGCCAGCAUGGUGCAUUCACUGAUCGAAGCGUAUUGCUUGCUUGACCAGAUGAAGAUAGUCAAGCCAAAAGUGGCCUCCAUGGAGGAAAUGGCGAGUUUCCACACAGAUGCUUACCUGCAGCACCUGCAGAAGGUCAGUGAAGAGGGGGAUGAUGACCACCCGGAGUCUGUGGAGUAUGGACUGGGUUAUGACUGUCCAGCCACGGAAGGGAUCUUUGAGUAUGCAGCGGCUGUGGGAGGAGCCACCAUCACUGCAGCCCAGUGCCUGCUGGAUGGCAAGUGCAAAGUAGCAAUUAACUGGCCUGGAGGGUGGCAUCAUGCAAAGAAGGAUGAAGCUUCUGGUUUCUGUUAUCUGAAUGACGCUGUCUUGGGGAUCCUGCGACUGCGCCAGAAAUUUGACCGCAUCCUUUAUAUUGAUUUGGAUUUGCAUCAUGGGGAUGGAGUUGAGGAUGCCUUUAGUUUCACCUCGAAGGUCAUGACUGUUUCUCUGCACAAAUUUUCACCAGGAUUUUUCCCAGGCACUGGUGAUGUGACAGAUGUUGGCCUGGGAAAAGGUCGCUAUUACAGCGUGAAUGUGCCCAUUCAAGAUGGCAUUCAGGAUGAAAAAUAUUACCAGAUCUGUGAAUCAGUGCUGAAGGAGGUGUAUGCUGCCUUCAACCCCGAUGCAGUUGUGCUGCAGCUGGGGGCGGACACCAUUGCUGGAGACCCCAUGUGCUCUUUCAACAUGACACCUGAGGGAGUAGGGAAGUGCCUCAAGUAUGUCCUGCAGUGGCAGCUAGCAACUCUUGUCCUCGGAGGAGGAGGUUACAACCUUGCCAACACUGCUCGCUGCUGGACGUACUUGACUGGGGUCAUCCUUGGGAGAACACUGUCCUCUGAGAUCCCUGAUCAUGAGUUCUUCACAGAGUAUGGUCCUGAUUACGUGCUGGAGAUCACACCAAGCUGCAGACCAGACCGCAAUGAGCCACAGAGAAUUCAAGAAAUUCUGAACUCUAUCAAAGUGAUCUUUUCCACAGCACACCCCUCUACCUACUGCAGAGCUGUUUAUGAGCUCCUGAAGUCCUGCACAGAGGGACCAGACCCUGGAGAGCCUCUCAAGAAUGUCAAGGGCGAUGCAGGGCAUUGUGGCAGCUCCUCCUCUGGGAGAUCUUGGAUGAACUUCCAGAUGCUCUGGUGCCCCAUGAGAGCUGCCAUGAGGUGUCUCAGCAAGGGAACAGGUAUACAGGUAUCUGGAGCAGAUCUCUCCCAGUGCCAGGAGCCUUGGAGACUGGCCUCUGCUGCCCUUGUCCCCUCAUUCUCCUAGCCCAUGGACUUUUUUUAUAAAGAUGCCCAGAUCUGGAUCUGUUUUUUAUAAAGAUGCCCAGUCACUGUAGGAAAGCAUAUUUCCUGUGGCUUUAAUUAGAUUAUGCUGGAAGAAACAGCAAGACAAAGGGGGCCCCAGCCUGGCCUUGGUUUUGUUUUUUGCUCUGUUUUUCACUGCUGAUUGAAACAACAGGAAAUCUGGUAUGGAGACAGAUCAGCAGGAUGUGGCUCCCUUGACUCCUGACCCCUUGCCUGCUUCCAUGUACCCCUGGCACCUGCUGUCAUGUGCUGUGGUGAAACCAGUCUUGUGUGGUGACCACUGGCCGGACGGCUGGUGCUGCCAUUGCCCUAUGGGAGAUGUCAGGCUUUGGGACUGCCCAUCCAGUUAAAAAUGUGAGGAAUGAGGGAACAGAGAAGCUGGCCAACUGCUGCCUCUGACCCAUGUCAGGGCCCCAUGUGCUCUGCCCCCACAGCAGGUAGACUUCCCUUGUGGGAGCUGUUUCAGGAACACAGUUGGGAAAAUAAACAAUAGGAAACCCCACAAGUGUCAAGGGUUGUGGCUUUUAGGUGAGAUGCCUCUUGGGUGGAAAUCCCCACAUCCCCCAUCCAGAGUGGGAUGCCUGGCCUGCCGCCCAUGCAAGGGGGGCGGGAACGCUGUUCCAGUCCCGCUCUAUGUGGGUACGUCGCUGGACCCGACCCGCCCGGGGCAGCCCGCGCCCCUCUGAGCGCUGCCGUGACCUCGUAGACGCCGGAGAUGAGCUGUUGACAAUCCCCUCCCCGGGGCACGAAGGACCUCUCGUGGCGGCGAUCCUGCGCUGCCACCCUUUCGGGGCCGAGAUGCUGGCGGUAGGGACUCCGCUGCUCUCCGCCCCUGUGGCCCCCCAAGGCGGCUCCCAACCCCUUUCUGGGCCAUCGUGUGCCUGCAGAAGUUCCACGUCCAGAACCGCGCCCCGGGGAGACCCUGGAGCCCCACGGAGCCCGGCUCGCUGCUCGCCCUGAGGCUUGGGGAUGGAGCCGCCCCCUCCAGGCCCCAGGCCCCGGCCUCAUCGACUCGGACCCGGCGGACAAAGUGCUCGGGUCGCUGGUGUUGGAGCUUGGCCUCAACAGGGCGGACGAGCUGCUGGAGCUCUGGCUCGGUCACCCCGAACUCGACUCCCGGUCGGACCUGCCGGCGGGAGCGCGGCUGGGGCGGGGGCCACCGGUGUACAGCGUCCCGGCUGGCCCGGGCACCAGCGCUGCGGGAGCUGGGAACGCUCGGAACCCGGCCGAGUGUAGGAAGGGGCGGGGGGAGCAGCUGCGGCCGCGCUGCCUGCCCCAAAAUGCGCAGGCGGUGUGGGCUCGACAGGCGAGGGUCUCAAGCCGCCGUGUAAUAAAAUAUGGAAGGAUCGUUGUUCCGACGGCUGUGCCCCUUGUCCAUUUCCGCGAAGGACAUUGUGUGAAACAGCCCUUGAUGGAAGGAGGGUGGGCGCCCCACAGCUCCAGUGUGUCUUCUCGGCUUUUGAUGUUCCCAUCCUGUUGUUGAAAAUUAUACAAGUUUCCUAGUAACUUCUCUAGUUAAAAUUUCUAAUUAAUUGUUGUAAUCAAUCAUGAACAGUGUAAUUUUCCACCGUAGCCAAGCACUUAGCAAGGUUUGUCAUAAACUGCUAUUGUGGGAACACAGGUUGGGAAAAUUACUAAAACUUUUAAGUUUUGCUAAACCAACCUUGAUAAACUUCAUUGGACUAAGCAUGGGAGAGACAUAGUGCUGAAACUGGACCCACAGAAUGCAGAAUUUAUAGUCUGCAAGAACAUUUUGCAUAACC